CACAUCACUAUCUCUUCCAUCGCUAGUUCAUCUUUGUUUUCAUCGCGUUCGGUUCUUGGCAGCGGACAAUUUUUUGCUGCUCGCGAGGCCAGCUGAAAUUAAUUAAAAUGCAAUAAAAUGUGUUCCGAGCCAUUUGAAUAAUCACGCAGCAACAACAAUGCGCGGCGCGACAGAUUAUUAAUCAGAUUCCGGUUAUCUGCGAAUUGCAGCAGCCCGAGUUUGCUGGGCAAAAGCAAAACGCGUGUGGAAAUUUCGAUUUUUGUAUUGUUUGUUGCCAUGCAAAAGACACUUGUGCAAAAUGGGCAUUAGCAGACACUAACGAUUAUUACUAAACAAAGGCGCAGUGAUUGGGGCAAGAAAUAUAAAUAAAAUAUUUGUUUAUUUGAGCGUGCGGCGGUUUGCCAAAUUAAUCGCUCUCUUUCUGGCAUUUCCACUCUCUUCUUUACGCGCCUUUCAUUCAGCCACGCGUGUGUGUGCGGUUGUGUGUUUGUGUGUAUGAGCGAGUGACGUAAACAAAUGCACAAAAGCGAAUGAGUGCAAGAAUUUGAAAAAUGCGAUUGUUGAUUCACGUGCCAAAGAAAAGUAACAACAAACGGGAGCAGCAGGCAGAGCACAACUCAGGCAGCAACAAAUUGAUAUAACGUUAUUGUUUUCGGCCCUCUGUUUUGUGCACCGCAUUCGCUGCAUUUGCCCUAGCUCAGCUGUGCAAUUUCGCCUUGGUAUUGGUGAGCGCAACACGUUUGUGUUCGAGUGGGAGAGGUAAAAACAGACAGAGAGAGCGAGCUAACGUAAACUCCUCUGCCAACGUCGCUGCUGCAGUCGACGUCGGCAGCGUGCGUCAUUGAUGCGACAGUUGGUUACAAAUUAAAGCUGUCGAUUCCAGGAGCUUUUUAGGAACAUAUAAGAGGACGACCCACUGGAACUGCAGUCAAUGUCUGAUAGUGAGUGGAGUGUCUGGAACUGGGUCUCUUCCGUCCUUAUAUGACCGAUAAUGGCCGUCUACCCUGUCCGAAACCACAAUUGCAACAACAGUGCGCCACAAUGGCCAAGCAACAUGAGUAUUUGAAAAUUUGGAAACAUAUCAAGUGGCGAAAUGAAAAGUAAACAAAGCGAACUGAAUAUUAUAAAAACAAGAGAUUUAUGCGAAAGAACAUAUAACAUAUACAUAUUUAUAUAGUAAACUGGACUGGACAACUGGAGAAUAAACAUUCAAUAUUCAUGCAACAGAAUCGAAGUGCCAUAGUGAAUCGCGAGUGUUUGCCAUUCGUUCGCUCUGUUUAGUCAAUAUAGGUAUCAUACCACAUAUCGCCAAUUAUACAGAUAUAAUAUAUAGAGAGUACCACCGAGGCAGAGCAACGACAAUAUGACAAUAUCGGGCGGCAAUCAACAUAAUAACAAUGCAAAUCGCAAACUCAUUAAGCAGCCGCAGAUGCAAUUUGGUAGCUCCGUGACCGGCACCCAAACGGAAGUGGAUUCCUGCCGAGAUGCGGACGCGGAUGCGAAUGCUGUUGGCCAGGACUUUAGCAAUUUCAAUAAGCAUUUCGGCAAUGGUCAUGCCAUCACGGAUCGCACAAUGCUGCUGCCUUUGGAGGACGAUGUCACCACCGCCGCCGGCAUUGUCACGUACAAGGGUAAAUCGAAUGGAAAUGCAAGUGGAAAUGGAAAUGGGAACGGGAGCAUCGGGAGUAUCAGUCUGGAUUUCAACGGCAGUCCUACCUCAUCAACGUCAAUUGGCAUCGCCAGCGGUAGCAGUAGCAACUGCCACCUGGCCAGUGGUGGCGGUGGAAUCGGCGGCUCCGAGCCACCCGGUUGGAUGUGCCAUUGUUGUAAUUUAAUUGCACGUCGCUGCUUCGGCAUCAACGUUCGACGAUGUGUCCUGGCGCUCCUGGCCAUUACGGUGGUUAGCAUUUUCUACUACACGCAUUAUGUCGAUACGGGCGUGUUUAAUGGGCUUAUCCAACGCGACACUCAUCCCGCUCCCAUCAUCAACUGCCGCAUGAUCAACUCUGGUGGCAAACACAUCCGGAAUGCCUCCCCAGCGCCCGACCAUCGUUCCGAGGCUCGAUUGCGGAUCGAUCCCAAGGUCCUCGUUUUUGUGGAGACCACAUAUUCCGGUCUGGGCAGGGACAUCGCCGAGCUGCUUGUCUACAAUCGGAUCAAGUACAAAAUCGAAGUGGCGGGUAAGAGUUUACCAGUUCUCACCAAUCUCGACAAAGGUCGUUAUGGCGUGAUUGUGUUCGAGAACCUGGAUAAAUACCUCAAUAUGGACAAGUGGAAUCGAGAGCUGCUGGACAAAUACUGCCGGGAGUACUCCGUGGGAAUUGUGGGCUUCGUGAGUCCCAGUGAGGAGACUCUAGUGGGUGCUCAACUUCGGGACUUUCCGCUGUUUGUCAACACGAACCUGAGGUUAAGAGACGCCAGCUUGAAUCCCUCGUCAUCAGUGCUUCGAUUAACACGAGCUGGUGAAACGGCUUGGGGAGCGCUGCCCGGAGAUGAUUGGGCUGUUUUCCAGCAUAAUCACAGUACCUAUGAGCCAGUGGAGUGGGCUCAGAGAAACACUCAGGAGUAUCCAGCGGACAGUGUGGGUCAGGUGCAACUUCCUCUGACGACUGUCCUUCAGGAUCGCGGACAGUUGGAUGGCAUACAACGAGUGCUCUUCGGCAGCAGUUUGCGUUUUUGGCUUCAUCGUUUGGUCUUCCUGGAUGCUCUCAGCUAUCUAAGUCAUGGUCAACUAAGUCUGAAUCUGGAGCGAAUGAUUCUAGUCGAUAUAGAUGAUAUAUUCGUGGGCGAAAAGGGCACAAGACUGCGACCAGAUGAUGUGAGAGCCCUAAUAGCAACCCAGAAAAAUAUAGCAGCCAUGGUUCCAGGCUUCCGGUUUAAUCUGGGAUUCUCGGGUAAAUACUAUCAUCAUGGCACGAGAGAAGAAAAUCUGGGAGAUGACUUCUUGCUGCAGAACGUUCAAGAGUUCAACUGGUUCUCGCACAUGUGGAAACACCAGCAGCCCCAUUUGUAUGAUAACCUAACCCUCCUGAUGGCAGAAAUGCACUUAAACUACGCCUUCGCCGUGGAUCACAACAUACCCACGGAUUCGGGCUACUCCAUAUCACCGCACCAUUCGGGCGUUUACCCCGCCCAUGAGUUGCUAUAUUUGGCUUGGAAAAAGGUGUGGAACGUGAAGGUUACGUCCACGGAAGAGUAUCCUCAUUUGCGACCAGCUCGACUGAGAAGAGGAUUCAUUCAUCGCAACAUAAUGGUCUUGCCCAGGCAAACUUGUGGUCUAUUCACCCACACCAUGUACAUUGAUCGCUACCCGGGGGGUAGAGAUAAGCUGGAUGAAUCCAUACAGGGUGGAGAACUCUUCCAGACCAUUGUGUAUAAUCCCAUCAACAUCUUUAUGACGCACAUGUCCAACUAUGGAUCGGAUCGUCUGGCUCUGUACACAUUCCAAUCGGUGAUCAAGUUCCUGCAGUGCUGGACCAACCUCAAGUUGGCCUCAGCUCCGCCAGUUCAGCUGGCCGAGAUGUACUUCCGACUGCAUCCCGAGGAGGUGGAUCCCGUGUGGGGAAAUCCCUGUGACGAUGUGCGCCACAAGAAGAUCUGGUCAAAGACCAAGAACUGCGAUUCGCUGCCCAAGUUCCUGGUGAUUGGACCACAGAAAACGGGCACAACUGCAUUGUACACAUUCCUAUCCAUGCACGGCAGUAUUGCGAGCAAUAUCGCCAGUCCGGAAACCUUCGAGGAGGUUCAGUUCUUCAACGGGAACAACUACUACCGUGGGCUGGACUGGUACAUGGACUUCUUCCCAUCCGAAUCGCUGCCCAAUACCAGCUCCCCGAUGCCCACGCAGUUGGGCUCGCCACGCUUUAUGUUCGAGAAGAGUGCCACCUAUUUUGAUGGCGAGGCUGUGCCCAAACGAACUCAUGCCCUGCUUCCACAUGCAAAAAUCGUCACGAUCCUGAUAUCACCGGCGAAGAGGGCCUACUCCUGGUACCAGCAUCAGCGUUCCCACGGCGAUGUUAUAGCCAACAACUAUAGUUUCUAUCAGGUCAUAACGGCAAGUGACUCGGCACCGAGGGCCCUGAAGGAUCUGCGGAACCGGUGCCUAAAUCCGGGCAAGUACGCCCAGCACUUGGAGCACUGGCUGGCCUACUAUCCCGCCCAGCAGCUGCACAUCAUCGAUGGCGAACAGUUGCGCCUGAAUCCCAUCGAUGUGAUGAACGAGCUGCAGCGCUUCCUGAAAAUCCAGCCGCUGCUCGAUUAUUCAAAUCACCUGCGAUACGACGUGAAGAAGGGCUUCUACUGCCAGGCCGUCAGCGAGAAGCGCAAUAAAUGCCUCGGAAAGUCCAAGGGACGCCAGUAUCCGGCGAUGGAUGAGCGCAGUGCCAAGCUGUUGCAGCGAUACUAUCUCAAUCACAAUACGGCGCUGGUGAAGCUGCUCAAAAAGCUGGGCUCGCGGCCAAUACCGCAAUGGCUCAAAGACGACCUGUCCACGGGAACGUGAUAGCAGCUGUUUGCUGGAGGAGGAGCGGCAGGAGGAGGUGGUGUCAGUGGCAUAGGAGGUACUAAGUAUCGCAAAUUGCGGGCAAAACUCAGGAAACAGUUGCAUUGGCUGCAUGUGGCAGCCGAAAAUGCGGAGAGCGCUCAGCGACAACGGCGUCACAACUGACAGGAUGAAAAUUUGACGGAAAUUCGAUGGAAAACCUAUCACACUCGUUUCCAGUUUUCACUUUUGGCAAGCUGCAGCAAAUAGGAAUUUAAUAUUAAUUGGUUUUUUAUGUUUCCAAGUUCUUUUAAGUUUAAAGUUAAAGAAGGAGUUCAAGGCGAUCCUGUUUUCUAUUUGGAAUGUAUUCCAUAUCCUCAGUGUAGCUUUUGCAAACUCUUGCCGAAUGUGAAAAACAGAAAAGGGUUGGCUUAAAAAUGCAGCUGCCGUAGAAAAAAGAUAAAUUAAGAUGGAAAAAAUAACAUAAUUAGUCGCCUUUAACAUGCAUAAAUCUUUUUUGUUUUGCUGUUGCUAUUGCAGCUAAUUAAUGUCACUGCAGUUGUCAGCUAAAGUUGUACAGUGUGUGAGUGUGUAUCUGUGUGAAUUUAUCUACGGACAUUGUGUAAAUAGGCAUGAGUGUGUGUGUAUGCUUGCGCAUUAUAAAUUACCAUAAAUAAUAUCAUGAGGCAUCAUGAAUAAAUGCAUAAAUGCGCUUUGUUAGUUGUUUAAUGUUUAUUAGUUGGCAAUGGCGAAUUAAGCACCUAAUUAAGUUUACGCGUAAUCCAGCACUUUCAUUAUUACUAUUACCUCAGACACCGAUACAGCUCUCCGCAUCCUAAAGACUCGAUCAAAUAACUUUUGACAGAUCCAAAAUACAUAAUGUAUGUACUACUAUUCACACGGCAGCCGCAGAAACUUCUGUGUACACUAAGCAUUUCAAAUCCAUGCCACAACUGUGACUUCGUUCCAGCAGUAAAAACCAUAUAUAUAUAAUUAAUUUC
This is a messenger RNA of Drosophila erecta, 5481 nucleotides long. It is a transcript of the gene sfl, whose product is annotated as bifunctional heparan sulfate N-deacetylase/N-sulfotransferase. The transcript is spliced from 7 exons. Gene Ontology annotation, cellular component: Golgi apparatus. The record is from RefSeq and is a predicted model, not a curated record. Bases 1364 to 4501 code for a protein of 1045 amino acids. Lineage: Eukaryota; Metazoa; Arthropoda; Insecta; Diptera; Drosophilidae. Gene Ontology annotation, molecular function: deacetylase activity; heparan sulfate N-sulfotransferase activity.